This is a messenger RNA of Phycomyces blakesleeanus NRRL 1555(-), 1705 nucleotides long. RefSeq lists its product as hypothetical. Bases 19 to 1527 code for a protein of 502 amino acids. Gene Ontology annotation, biological process: N-glycan processing. Lineage: Eukaryota; Fungi; Mucoromycota; Mucoromycetes; Mucorales; Phycomycetaceae. The record is from RefSeq and is a predicted model, not a curated record. The transcript has 8 exons. Gene Ontology annotation, cellular component: glucosidase II complex.
GGAUACACUUUUAUCAUCAUGGUGAAAUCUACUCUCUUACUGUCAUUACCCUGCGUUCUUGCAGCAGUGACGCUCGUAAGAGGAGCUAAUCCGUCAAUGAGAGGCAUUUCUCCUGAACAUUACGACUUGUACGCACCUUUGCUCCAGAACGGUGAAAGUACCUGGAAAUGCCUUGAUAAAAGCAAAACGAUCCAUUAUUCUGCCAUCAACGAUGAUUAUUGCGACUGUCCCGAUGGUUCUGAUGAGCCAGGCACCUCUGCUUGUCCCAAUAGUUUGUUUUACUGCGAAAAUAAGGAUCAUAUCCCUGCUUAUAUUAAAUCCUUUGCUGUGAAUGAUGGUGUUUGUGAUCAAUCAUGUUGCGAUGGAUCAGAUGAGUUUAAUGGCCUAACAUCUUGUCCCAAUAUAUGCAAACAAGUGUCGAUUGAAUUUAAAAAGUAUCAGGCUGAACUCAACAAUAUACAGUCUGUCGGAAUUCUAGCAAAGCAAAAACUACUGGAUGCAGCAGAAGUUAUUGCAGAAGGGUGGUUACAAGAAAAGGCCGUAAUUCAACAAGAAAUUGAUUUUAAGUAUGCAGAUCUCGAUAACCUAAAACGGGAAUUGGAAAUUUUGGAGAAAGCUCAAAUCAAGCAUACACCAAUCGAAAAGUUUGAUAAUGCAAAGACCAUAAAGCAGGCAAGAAAGAUUGCCCUUCUACAAAGACAUAUCUUAGGAUUGCAAGAUGAUAUCGAUGUUUUGGUAUCCAUUCUUCACGAUCUUAAGAACGACCACAACCACAACUACCACGACAUGGCAGUGAAGAGUGCAAUUUCUGGAUACGAUGAGUUCAUUGAAACUUAUGAGGAUUACAAGACUACAAUUGAAAAAGAUUUGGCUGAUAUUGAAGAUUCUUCUGAAGAUUUUAUUACAGAUGAGUAUGAGGUUGAUGAAGCAGAGGCUGAUGUCCCUGAGAAUUCAGAAGAUGAACUUUCUUCAGAGGAUGUAGCUGCAAAAGAAGCACUGGAAUCAACUCGCAAGGCAUAUGACGAUCUCAAUUCAGAUAUAAGCAAUCAGGAACAAAAGUUGGAGAACAUUAAUGAGGAAUUGUCGAAAGAUUAUGGACACAAUAGAGAAUGGUUGACUCUCAAGGAUGUUUGUGUUGAGAAGAAUGAGGGAGAAUAUACCUAUUCUCUUUGUAUUCUAGGAACAGCAUAUCAAAAAUCCAACAAGGAUAGCUCACGCACAAAUCUUGGUCGCUUCGAGAAAUUUGCUGGUACAGUCGAAUCUGGGGCAAAGGAUCGUUAUCAUGAACAUCUACACUCACAUGGAACACGUUGUUGGAAUGGUCCCGAAAGAAGUGUCCGUGCUUUCUUUGAAUGUGGUGCUGAGACAGAGAUCCUUGAGGUUUCUGAGCCAGAAAAAUGUGAAUAUCAUUUCCGUAUGCGUUCUCCCGCCGUUUGUGAGACACCUCAUAUACCAUCUGAAGACAAAGAUGUUAAGCUCGCUGAGGGUGAGGUCGAGGAAAGAUUACAUUUACACGAAGAGCUCUGAUUAAAUAAGUCAAACUUAUUGCUACAUAAAUUGUUUGAGGAUAUUAGUCCUAGUUAAUUAUUGCAAAUAGUAUCCUUUUAUAAUACAUACGAGAUAUAUUAAUUGACUUGAUAACGUUUAGCUUGUUAUAUGUUCCUAUUUUUUUUUGAAAUAAAUUAAAGAUUUCUAUGCAUAUCAU